Molecule: messenger RNA, 2120 nt
Organism: Hemicordylus capensis (graceful crag lizard)
Lineage: Eukaryota; Metazoa; Chordata; Lepidosauria; Squamata; Cordylidae
Gene: UEVLD
Product: UEV and lactate/malate dehyrogenase domains
Exons: 12
Coding region: 162-1607 (481 amino acids)
Biological process (GO): protein modification process; endosome to lysosome transport; protein transport
Cellular component (GO): ESCRT I complex
Molecular function (GO): ubiquitin binding; oxidoreductase activity, acting on the CH-OH group of donors, NAD or NADP as acceptor
Source: RefSeq, a predicted model, not a curated record
CUGGGCGAAGAAGUGGAGGCGGCCGUCCCCUGCGCCUUCCCUCGGACUCUCUUGACGUUAGUGACGUCUUUCCUUUGGUCCCCGGCGGCUGCCGUCUGUUUCCCGAGUCCGACGCGAACAGGAAGCGGUGCUGGGCCUUGGGCGGGCGGCGAACACCAGCCAUGGAAUUUUCCGAGGAGAAGCUGAGGAAGUGGCUGAGCAAGUAUAAAUUCCGAGAUCUGACCAUAGAAGAACUGAAGAAUGUAAAUGAGUUGUACCCAAACAUCGUAUUCUCCAUGAACACCUAUACUUUCAAGGAUGGAUCCCUGAAAGAUCUAUUGAAUUUUAGUGGCACUGUUCCAGUGAAAUAUCAGGGUAAUUCAUAUAACAUUCCAAUUUGCCUAUGGAUUUUAGAUUCUUAUCCUUUUACUCCUCCAAUUUGCUUCUUGAAGCCCACUGCAAACAUGGGAAUUUCUGUAGGAAAACACGUGGAUGCUCGUGGAAGAAUAUACCUGCCAUAUCUACAGAACUGGAGCCAUCCCCAGUCCGUGAUCAUAGGAUUGUUAAAGGAAAUGAUCACAAAAUUUGAAGAGGAGCUCCCUCUGUAUUCAUUAUCAUCUUCUGAUGCAGCCAGGCAGUUAGAGCUUCUCUCAUAUAUUGCAAAGAUCACUGAAGGUGAAAAUAAUGUACAGUCGAAAACCAAGAUAGAUGAGAAGACAAAUGAUGGAGGAUGUAAUAAAGUGACGGUGGUUGGAGCAGGAGAUCUGGGUCUUGCUUGUGCGCUAGCUAUUUCAGCAAAGGGUGUUGCUGACAAGGUGGUUGUCUUGAACUGCUCAGAAGAUUCAGUGAAAGGAGGAACAAUGGACCUGGAAAUCUUUGCCCUGCCGAACGUGGAGAUCAGCAGAGACUUUUCUGCCUCAGCAGACUCAAAAGUGGUGGUGCUUACUGUGAAUUCUUUAGGCAAUGCUCAGUCCUACCUGGAUGUUGUGCAGAACAAUGUGGAACUAUUCAGAGGCAUUAUUCCAUCAGUAGCACACUAUAGUCAACAGUGUGUAUUGCUUGUGGCAUCUCAACCAGUGGAAAUAAUGACAUACGUAUCAUGGAAAAUGAGUAGAUUUCCUAAAAACAGAGUUGUUGGAACUGGCUGUAAUCUGGACUCUGUGAGAUUCCAAUAUAUUAUUACAAACCUGUUGAAAGCUCAGACCAAGGGCAAAGAUAUUUGGCUUAUUGGUGAACAAGGAGAAAACAAAGUGUCAGCAUGGAGUGCUUCUAAUUCAGUGACCAGUCAUCAGGGUGAAGAUUUAACAAAUCGGAAUGCCCAGCAGCUUUUGGCUAACAGAGCCAUGGAAGUUCUGAAAGGAAAAGGCCAAAGAUCUUGGUCUGUUGGUCUCUCAGUAGCUGAUUUGACUGACAGUAUAUUGAAUGAUAAAAGGAAAGUACAUUCCAUAUCAACUAUGGUGAAGGGGUCUCAUAAUAUAAACUCUGAAGUAUUUUUAAGUAUGCCUUGUAUCCUUGGAAUCAGUGGAGUGACCGAAAUGAUCAAACUACAAGAUGAUGAUACUGUGUCAAAGAAACUGCAAUCCAGUGCUGCAUCAAUUCAUGAUCUGCAACAGCAGUUGAAACUUUGAAAAUCAUGCAAUUAUAAUUCUUGUCACUCAUUAUUUUAAAAGUAGGGGGAAAGACACUAAUGUCUACCUAGCUGCCAAAGAAGUGCCUCACAUAUUUUGAAGAUUUACUGAAUUCUGUUCUAUAGUAUAUUUAAUAUAAGAGGAAAAGCAAGGUCCUAUCUGUCUGUCAAAGACAUCCUUAUACUCAACAGGUUAUAGCCUAACCUUUGCAGAAAACAAUUCCAUCCUUGGAAGUUCCUUCCAUUCACAGAAAGAUACCUUAUUUGUUGAUUGAAGGACCCCUUACAUUACUUCAACUUAUCUUCUGCAAGUUGAAGUAGAGAGAGCGACAGAGCUCCGCAAAAGGUUAGAAUACAACCCAGAAUAAUCAGGCAGAACAGGAUGGAAGUAAACAUUAUAACCAAACAAGUGAAUUUUAGCCCGUUGAAAAACGGGCGCUAGUAAUGCUUUCGGCCCCCGCCGCCGAACCUCCCAGCUGCCCGAUCCCACCAUUUGUACAGGAAAGAGGAGCUC